Molecule: messenger RNA, 1701 nt
Organism: Mytilus trossulus (common blue mussel)
Lineage: Eukaryota; Metazoa; Mollusca; Bivalvia; Mytilida; Mytilidae
Exons: 1
Coding region: 1-1701 (566 amino acids)
Molecular function (GO): zinc ion binding
Source: RefSeq, a predicted model, not a curated record
AUGGAAUCAUCGGUCAAUCACCUUUGUCCAGAACGCCAUGAAGAUGGAAUCUCUAAGAGCGCAGAAAUGUGGUGCCCAGAAUGUGAAGUCUUCUUUUGUGGAAACUGUGAAAAACGUCAUAGAGAGUCAAGACUGUUUAAAAACCAUAAUACCAUGCCAGUUCAAGUUUAUGAAAAGUUACCUUCAUUCAUGCAAGAUGAUAGUAGCCUUUGCAAAGACCACAAGAAGACGUUUGAACUGUACUGUUCUUUCCAUGCUUGUCCAUGCUGUGUAGAGUGCAUCACAGCUAAACACCAAAAAUGUCAAGACAUGAAACCCCUGUCAGACAUUCUAAAAAACGUCAAGGCCUCUGCUUCAGUUCAUCUUUUGGAAAAAGAUUUGAAUGAUGUUGGGGACAAUUUUAACAACGUCAUGAAAUACUUGAAAACCAGGAUCAGUAUAAACGGUGAUCAAAAAUCAAAAGCCGUGCAGGAAAUCCGCUGCUUGAGAAAGUCGAUAGACAAUUAUUUAAACCAAUUAGAGAAUAAAAUAAUCGAUGACUUGGAGUCUAAAUAUUCAACGUUGAUAUCAAACAACAUAUCUCUGGUACAGCAAAUAAAACAGCAAUCCAGUCAGAUACAAAAACUGCAGAGCGAUUUCAAGAAAAUGACGAUAUAUGCAACAGACCUACAAAUGUAUGUUGGUCUUAUACAGAUUGAAAAAAGUACAGUGCAAGCAUCAAAGUACCUUACAGAUUUAGAAAGUGGCGAAUACUUUAAGGAAAAGAAUUUAGAGGUUAAAAUUUCAUCUCCUUUAAAAUUAGUUCUACAAACUUUCAAAUCUUUUGGAGAUAUCCGUAUUCAUACUAGCCCUUCUACUCUUCCAGUUAGUUCCGGACGAAAAAACCAAGCACAGCAUUUGGUUCCAAUUCCUCAUAUGUUUGAACAAAUGAAGCCAGUCUUGUUAAGACGACUGUCAAAGCCAGACAAUAUAGAUUCAUUAGAUAUAAGGGCAUGUAUUGUAUUACUUGAUGGUAAAUUUAUUAUCCUUGAUCGUAAUAAAAAGCAGCUACUGCUCUACGGUAAUGAUGGCAUCUUUGCAAAACAAGUAUUAACUAUGACAUUAAUUCCAUUUGAUGCUUGUCUUGUAAAGAAAAAUAUAGUGGCUGUAACAUUCGGCCGUACAAAGCAGACAUCACUGAUAGAUAUAGAACAGAGUACAAUUAUUCAAAUAAUUAAAAUUGCUCAUCAUUGUAAUGCAGUAGCAAGCGAUGGUCAAAUAUUGGUCAUCAGCGGCAGUGAGAAAACAACGAAGGUGAAUCUGAAUGAUAUGUCUUAUACAAUCGUAGAAAGAGUCAAAGCUAGUCGCAUUGCAUUAUUCCAGGGCAAUAUCUAUAGCACGAUUAACUAUUGCAAUGCAAACGAAGUCUUCUGCUACAAAAGUACCGGCGAACUAAUCUGGCGAUUUCAACACGAUGGCAUUUACUCUAAUGCAGGACUUGCCCUAGACAAAAAAGGCUUUGUUUAUAUAGUUUCGCAAGAAAACAACGAUAUUAUGGUGGUAUCACCAGAUGGCAAAACCAGCAAAACAAUACUAUCAGAGAAGGACGGAAUCAAAUAUCCAUGGGCAAUAGACAUCAACAGAGAAGAAGGGUUAAUGAUUGUAUCUAGUGGGAUAAGUGAUAAUGAACUAGACCAAACGGCAUUUGUGUAUAAAAUCUAA